Molecule: messenger RNA, 4295 nt
Organism: Loxodonta africana (African savanna elephant)
Lineage: Eukaryota; Metazoa; Chordata; Mammalia; Proboscidea; Elephantidae
Gene: TBC1D14
Product: TBC1 domain family member 14
Exons: 14
Coding region: 132-2201 (689 amino acids)
Source: RefSeq, a predicted model, not a curated record
CCGCUCUCCCGCCGCUGCCGCGCCCGUAUCCUGGCCGCGCGAGUUGCGGGUCCUCCGGGGCCUGGGCUGCAGGCCCCCGGGCGCCGAGGAUGGCGUCGGAUCCGCGCUGACUCGUUUCUCCUUGAACCAAGAUGACUGAUGGAAACCUUUCCACCUCUACCAAUGGCAUAGCCUUGAUGGGUGUUUGGGACAGUCGGCCAGGAAGCCACCUUCAGAGCUUGAACCUCAAGGCCCCCAGGUCUCUCUCUCUGCCUGAGCAUGGGCCCAAGCUGCCACUUGGCACCCCAGAAGAUCGGUGCAGCCUGGAGUCGGUGGACUCAGGCAUCCCGACCCUCGAGAUCGGUAACCCGGAGCCUGUGCCCUGCAGUGUGGCCCACACAAGGAGAAAGCCAUCCGAGCCAGAGGCUAUCCCUGAGCGGGCUUCCCAGAGUGCCUGCCCGCUGCCGUCCUGCGCGCUACCAGCCCCCGCCAGUGCUGAACGGGAGCAGGGUGUACGUAAGUCCUCCACGUUCCCCAGGACUGGCUAUGAUGCGGUGAGGCUCUGCAGCCCCACCGCCAGGGCCCUGAGCCGUAGUGACGCCGCCUCCAUCUGCAGCGUGUCCAGCCUCGGCACGGAGCUCUCUGCCACGCUGUCCAUCAGCAAUGAGGACCUCCUGGACCUUGUCACCAGCAGCUCCAGCGCCAUUGUGGCCCUGGAGAAUGACGAUGACCUGCCAUUCACUGAUGUCACCCUGGUCUCCACCAAGGAGGCUGGUGGCCCUGCCCAGUGGGACAAGGUGGAGGAACCUGAGGAAGGCAUCAAGUCAGGACUUCUAGGACCACUUAGCCACUUCUUGGCCAGGAAUUUGCUUGCUAGAAAACAAAUUGCAAGACUUGACAAACAAAAUGACUUGGGAUGGAAGUUAUUUGGAAAAGUACCACUCCGAGAGAAUGCUCAGAAAGAUUCAAAGAAAAUACAAAAGGAAAAUGAAGACAAGGCUAGACGACCCAGCAGGCCGCCCUCCCCCAAGCAGAAUGUGAGGAAGAAUCUCGACUUUGAGCCUCUCUCCACCACUGCCCUCAUCCUGGAAGACCGCCCCGCGAAUCUCCCAGCGAAGCCAGCCGAAGAGGCUCAGAAGCACAGACAGCAGUACGAGGAAAUGGUGGUUCAGGCCAAGAAACGAGAACUGAAGGAGGCUCAGCGGCGGAGGAAGCAGCUGGAGGAGAGGUGCCGGCUGGAGGAGAGCAUUGGGAAUGCAGUCCUCACCUGGAACAAUGAGAUCCUGCCCAACUGGGAAACGAUGUGGAGCUCUAGAAAAGUCCGGGACCUGUGGUGGCAGGGCAUCCCACCCAGCGUGCGCGGCAGAGUCUGGAGCUUGGCCAUCGGCAACGAGCUGAACAUCACCCACGAACUCUUCGACAUCUGCCUUGCCCGAGCCAAGGAGCGGUGGCGGUCCCUGAGCACCGGCGGCCCCGAUGGGGAGAGCGAAGAUGCCGGCCUCCCGGCAGCUGACAGAGAAGCCAGCCUGGAGCUGAUUAAGCUGGACAUCUCCAGGACAUUCCCCAGUCUCUGCAUCUUCCAGCAGGGUGGCCCAUAUCACGACAUGUUGCACAGUAUUUUGGGCGCUUAUACUUGUUACCGGCCGGAUGUGGGCUAUGUCCAGGGCAUGUCCUUCAUUGCAGCAGUGUUGAUCUUGAACUUAGAUACUGCAGAUGCCUUCAUUGCCUUCUCUAACCUCUUGAAUAAACCCUGUCAGAUGGCGUUCUUCCGUGUGGACCACGGCCUUAUGUUGACUUAUUUUGCUGCAUUUGAGGUAUUCUUUGAAGAAAACUUGCCGAAAUUGUUUGCUCAUUUCAAGAAAAACAACUUAACUCCCGACAUCUACCUAAUUGAUUGGAUCUUCACCUUGUACAGCAAAUCCCUGCCGCUGGACCUGGCCUGCCGCGUGUGGGACGUUUUCUGCCGUGACGGUGAGGAAUUCCUCUUCCGCACAGCCUUGGGGCUGCUGCGGCUCUUCCAGGAUGUCCUGGCCAGGAUGGACUUCAUCCAUAUCGCCCAGUUCCUCACCAGGCUACCCGAGGACCUGCCUCCUGAGGAGUUCUUUGCCUCCAUCGCCACCAUCCAGAUGCAGAGUCGGAAUAAGAAGUGGGCCCAGGUCCUGACUGCGCUGCAGAAAGACAGCCGAGAGAUGGAGAGGGGCAGCCCCUCAACGAGGCACUGAGGCCUGGGCGUCAGCACCACCACAGCUCCACACGGCUCCGCGGGCGCAGACCGACACCGUAUCUGCAGACCAACACUGCGUGUGCAGACCGACGCCUCGUGUGCAGACUGACACCGUGUGUGCAGACCGAGGUCGGUGGUGCAGACUGACACCGCAGGCAGUGGGCAGAGCAGGCUCUGCUCCUGUCUGGUCCCUAACACUGAAGCUGGCCUUAAACAGAACAGCACUUUGAAGGAUUCGAUGAGGCUUGGCCUUAAGACGCUAGGGGCACAGUGGCCUGGUGCACAGUCUUAAACAAGGGAAGUGGCUGCCUCUCCCCUUUACUUCAGCAGCAGUUAAUUAAAUCACAACGCCUCUGCCGAUGGCUGGGAAUAACACCUCAGUCUUUCUUGGCUUUGGUGGUGGGACGUGUUGGUGCAAGGCCUCAGGGAUGUUACGGCUUGACAGUGGGGGUGGGGUCAGUUACGGGGCUCAGUUUCCCAGAGUGGAGAGCUGUGCGUUAGAAGCCCACCAACCAAAGAUCUCACGGGGCAGGUGGACCCCUCGGAAGCCUCUGCCUUGUAUUUUUGGGCCCCCUGGCCUCGCAGGUGCCCCACCGUGCCACCUCGACUCCAAGCAGUGUGGCCUGGAGUGCUCCUGGGUCCAGGGGCUGCUUGCCUGCCGCUGGCCCUUGUUUUCCGAGCAGGAGGAGCUGUUUGCACCGAUGGAGAUGGCUUCCGGGCUGGUGGAGGAGGCGACGGGAGCACGAAGGAGAGCCCUGGCCUGUACCUCCUGGCCCCCUGCUUUCCUGCCUCUGGGGGCCAGGGGCAACAUGGGGGUCAGCUGGGGCAUUGCUCCCCUUGCUGUGACAGAUGUGGAGUCAGUCCUCGGGGCCAGCAGUUCUCUUUCUGUGUCAGGCUAUGAUGUACGGGCAACUUCAGCCGCUGUGGGUUACAGACUCCCAGUGGCCCCGGCAGUCCCACAGCCUCCUGGCGUCUGCACCUCAGCCCCAGCUCUGCUGGUUUUCUCCAGGCUCGUUGGCAGGAUUUUGUUGUAGCUUUUCCCUAAUUUUGAGAACUUUGGAAGGAAUUUGGUUGUCAGAUUCAAAGAUGAAUAGUGUUUGCACAGAACAGGAGGACAGGCAGCAUCAUGGAGAAGGCCCCACGGAGGGUCCGCAGCCUUGGGGCCCUGCUCUUGAGCGCCCUCAGCAGGCUGGUUCCUGGUGUUGGGAGCGUUGUUGACUCUGGGCCGGGACAGGGAGCCUGGCUGUGUCUGCACACCCCACCCCCCAGGCCUGUUUGGGUGCAUCUGUGUGUGUGUGUGUGGACCCUCUCAGGUUCUCUCCUGAACUCCCGGGCCCCCUCCUGCCUCCACCUUUCCCCGCCGACCCCGUGAGGCAGCCCGUCCCCUAUGUCUGGGUGCUGUCCCUGCAUCGCCGCAUUGAAUGUAGCCCCCCAGGCACACUUCCUGUGUCCAUGAUAGAGGCGUGCUGUGCUCUAAAAGUGUGUAUUUUCUUAGUGUACAUGAGACAUUCCUACGGUCAUGUCAGAGGGUGAUGGUGCAGGGCUCCAAACGCAGGGUUGCACAUCGACUCAGCCCAGCUCCUCGCACUGUUGCCCGGUAGUGGACACACACCUCGCUGAAUGGCACCAUUUGAAGAAGCGUUAAGUGUUGAGCUGGAACCCCACGCCCCUGGGACUCUCAGCAGGCCUCUGGUCAGAGGUAGCUUCAGUGGUCCGCUCAGGUGUCAGUCCUGUGGGUCCUGUGCCCGGCCGUGCCUCCCUCCUUGUCACUGUUGUGGGUGGGCUGACGCCACGUUGUUGGGACCGUUGGGUUUUCCGGAUCUCAGACUCCAGGCCUGGGGCCUCUGUGCAGCCACACCUUAGAGCCGAGAGCCGGAAUCUCCUGGGGAAACACUGCUCGCUGAAGGUACUUUUUAACUGCUCAGUUUUUGACUACUUGGAGUAGUUUGCAGAUUAAACUCCUGGUGAUACUUGCUGCAUAUCAUGUUUCAAUGCCUGUACAGUUAACUUUUGAUUUUAUUUAGUAAAGUGUCUCAACUAGGACUUUUUGAAUUGUAAAUAAGUGGUUUUAUUAAAUAAAAGUCAUGUACAA